This is a messenger RNA of Halichondria panicea, 4665 nucleotides long. RefSeq lists its product as uncharacterized. Bases 869 to 4480 code for a protein of 1203 amino acids. Gene Ontology annotation, cellular component: membrane. Lineage: Eukaryota; Metazoa; Porifera; Demospongiae; Suberitida; Halichondriidae. The transcript has 15 exons. The record is from RefSeq and is a predicted model, not a curated record. Gene Ontology annotation, biological process: cell communication.
UGAAUUUUACACUAUUGUAGUACAUCCUUCUCAAAAAUCAGACCUUAACUAGCAUAAAAUCGAAAGUUGUAUUCCUAACAUAUUUGCCACCAAAAAACAACAAAAUGCAGUAUUUCUCAGAACUUACUAGUAGCCCAGACUUCAGUUGAAGCUCAAAAGAUGAGCAAUAUACUCAGGUACAUACACAACAAAUUUCAGAUCUUAACUCAAACAAAUAAACUACUUCUAUUCCUAACAUAUUUUCGGAGGUACACAUCUUUAGACAGCCAUUUCAUAGUGAUGAUGUCAUAUGAUGUAACAGGUGGUGGUCCAAUGGAAGCGCCAAUAGUUGAACUUUCAGUACCUGCACUCAAAUAGAUCAUAUCACCUUUACUUCAGAAGAUAUGCCACAAAAUGUGAAAAAUAAUAAUAUAAAAAAAAAUCUACUCUCUUUGGUUGUUGCACUGUAAGAGAUGCUACAGGCUUGGCUAGGCAGCUAGCUAGCUACGUACGUUACCAGCUUACACAGAAUCUAGACCAAGAACACAUUAGAUCACUAAUCUCGCUGGGGCAAGGAUCCUGUGAUGCCACUGCACUAGCUGUACUACGCUGACCUCAUAAAUUCCUCUGUCUUUUGGAACCCUCAAAUUGCAAACUCAAGCCCACCAGGUUGCUCGUAGCACCAGUCAUAUGCUGGUGGAGACAUGCGAGAAAAUUCACCCAGUGAGAACGACGAGGAAAGACGCACCGACAAAAGACAACAUCUCCUCUUUGGAGUAGGGGGCGAGUCGGACUCUUGUAGCCUGUCCUGUUCAGAGUAGUCUUCAAGUUCCUGUAUACAGAUCCUACUGCUCCAAACACCAGAGGAAGCAGAUUUGCUCUUGCCUUCAUGCAGAAUCACGCACAAACUGCAGUAACCACAAAACAACAAAUUGGUCUUUUCAUCACCACUGAACAGGAGAGCUCACCUUUCACCCUAGAGACACGAUGGCCAGGAGUGAAUGGAACAGGAUUCACUGAGACCUCUCCUGGAUCUGGGCUAUGGUCUCGCACGGAAAUCGCUCGACAAGGAGAAUUCACUUUUAUUAAUCUGCUGGCAGGAAGAGGUGGCCAACAAGACAUAGCCGUGCAAAACAAUGGAGAAAUCGAUGAAGCUGAAAGACAAAAGGGACUGUUUAUAACAGCAGAAAAUGCAAAUGAUGAGCUCACUAUAUAUGUGCUCAAUAAUGAAUUGAUCUCCACUGAUGCGUACACGGCUAUCAACUGUGUUGAGUUUCCAGGUGCGACAGAUUACAAGUACUUCAUCUUUUCAUCUGAUGUAUUCGGUGGAGAACGAUUUGAGAGUCGAUUUAUCUUUACUCCUUGUCAAGAUGACACUACUGUCAGUGUACAAGCCUCUCAAACUCAAAUCCAUCCCUCAUGGGUGCUACCGAGUUCUGGCAGCCCAAGUGCUCGAGUUGAAGCAAUUUAUGGGAGGGCUUUCAAUCGUUUUGACACUGUGAUGAUUAGCAAUCUUGACGAUCUUACCGGCUCUAUCAUCACUUCUGACAAGCCAUUGGCUGUAUUUUCUGGACAUCAAUGUGGAACUCCUACUGAUGAUGGAACUUGCGACUAUCUUGUAGAACAAUUGCCACCUCAUCCAACAUAUGGUGACCUGUUUUUCAUGGCUCCCUUUGCUGUCAGACAAAGCGGUGAACUGUACAGAAUUGGCUCCCUUGGGGCUGGAGCACAAGUAACAAUCAAUUGUGAGUGUUUACCAAGUUCAGCUGAUGGGAAUAAUCGAGUUGGACUGGUUAGCGCUGGAAAUGGUGUUUACACGGCCACAGUGGGUGCAGGACAAUACGCUGAGUGCCAGACACCUCAGAGUGCUCAGACCUAUUGUUGUGUUACGUCUUCUCAACCCGUUACUAUGGCUGCUUACACACUUGGAAACUUGAUUGACAACCUUCAAAACAUACAGGAUCCACCACUUCCUUUUAAUCCAAUUGGAGAUCCAGCCCUCGUUUACAUACCACCAGUUAACUCUUAUUUGAAUAGUUAUAGUCUCAGUACAGCCAAAAAUUUGACUACUCAGUUUCAGGGAUUUAUAAGCUACAUCUUGCCCACUCGCAUCUUUGAUAAUUCCCCACAAGAUCGGCAAAGGUUUCGUGUAAAUGGAGAAACAUACAUUCCCGACCAAUACGAAGCCAUCAACUGUUUAGUAGGUGGUUCAAAUGAGGUGUGUGCUUACGGAGCUACCAGAUUUUUGGGCGUAGGUAAUUUUAACCUUUCUUACGACAACAUUGAAGGUGGAGCAUUCUGGGGAUUUACAUAUGGCUACGCUCGAGAGGUUUCAUUUGCUUAUCCUUUGCCUUUUGAAAUGGAGCCAGUUGGAUUGGCCUGGAUUCGAGCAGUGGAUCUAGUUGUACUGGAAACUGUUGGAACGGUUGAUCUCAUGUUUAGUAUCACCCGUGGUGAUCAGUCAGGGCGUAGUAGAGCAUUUGCUGACACUCAAGACCUCUCAGCCAUAGAAGGUUCUGAUUAUAAUGAUCCUCAGCCACAAAAUAAUGGUGGGCCCACUGAAAAUGGCAACCUGCGAUGGAGAGCUGGUGACACGUUACCUCGUGUUCCAUACGUAGUCACUAUUUUGGAUGAUGACACUCCAGAGCCAGUGGAAGUGGUGGAGGUGAUGGUGCAGUGUGUUGCACGAGAGAACUGCUACCUGCCCAGAACUCGGUACACCAUAACCAUUAUUGAUGAUCAAGGUGCCUGUCUUGACCUACCUCCUUUCUCUGGUGGUUCCAUCUCAUACGACUUUGAGUUUUUCUCAGAGAUUAAUGGUCGACCAUACGGAACAGUUGCCACGUACAUGUGUGAUGCUGGAAGUAUAACGGGAGAACCUACAAGGACUUGUGAAAAUGGAGUGUGGUCAGGAAGUGAACCAAGCUGUGGGGCGGCAAAUCCGGUUGUGAUUAUGUUCAGUAGGGCCACGUUCUCAUUCAGUGAGAGUGAUGGACAAGGCUUCGUGGAGAUAGUGGCAAACAUGGCUCCCACUCAAGACCUUGACUUCAUAGUCACCGGAGGCCCCAGCACUCAAGACUUUGUGGUUGUGUCGGCAGCUGGUCUUCCUGGUCGGUUCACACUCUCUGCCGGGCAGACGUCCGUCCGAGUGCCGUUCAACAUCAAUAACGAUGAGGUUGGUCCGGAGGAUCUGGAGACGUAUUUGGCAUUUCUCUCCCUCACCUCUGAGGCUAUGGCCGCUGGACACUCUUUAGGAGCUCUAACUCAAGCCACCGUGUCAGUCACGGACGAUGACGGUGCCUGUCCUGACCUACCUGAUUUCUCUGGUGGAUCCAUCUCAUACGACUUUGAGUUUUUCUCAGAGAUUAAUGGUCGACCAUACGGAACAGUUGCCACGUACAUGUGUGAUGCUGGAAGUAUAACGGGAGAACCUACAAGAACUUGUGAAAAUGGAGUGUGGUCAGGAAGUGAACCAAGCUGUGGGGCGGCAAAUCCGGUUGUGAUUAUGUUCAGUAGGGCCACGAUCUCAUUCAGUGAGAGUGAUGGACAAGGCUUUGUGGAGAUAGUGGCAAACAUGGCUCCCACUCAAGAUGUUGACUUCAUAGUCACCGGAGGCCCCAGCACUCAAGACUUUGUGGUUGUGUCGGCAGCUGGUCUUCCUGGUCGGUUCACACUCUCUGCCGGGCAGACGUCCGUCCGAGUGCCGUUCAACAUCAAUAACGAUGAGGUUGGUCCGGAGGAUCUGGAGACGUAUUUGGCAUUUCUCUCCCUCACCUCUGAGGCUAUGGCCGCUGGACACUCUUUAGGAGCUCUAACUCAAGCCACCGUGUCAGUCACGGACGAUGACGCUUUGUGUAAUGAUCUUCCACCACUCGCUAAUGGAAUGAUCAUCUACAAUGUGUCUGAAGGACCACAGAGAACAGUUGCUACGUACACCUGUGAUGAAGGGUUCCAGCUCCUAGGAGAUGAGAUAAGGACCUGUGAAGAUGGAGUGUGGGCGGAAGCUAGUCCUCUUCAGUGUGCACAAGAAGCUGCUCCUUCACUACUGAGUGUAGGUGCUGUGAUUGGCAUUGUGAUUGGAUCAUUGGCUCUUCUAUUGGUGGCCAUAAUUUUGCUGAUUGCUCUGAGAUAUCGGAAAUAUAAAUCAAAGGCUUUGGGUAUCAAUGAAAGCAGCCCACCAUCAGAUUUGAGGCCUGAUGUUGCUGAUAAGCUUCCUGACCAUGUCUAUGAUUAUAUAAGUGUAUUUCAAGAGAGGAAUUUAGAAACUUCCACUGGAAACCCUAAACCCUCCACAGCAGGGGGCGGUGCUUCAGAGGUGCAGUUUGAACUAACACCUUGUGAGGCUUAUGGGCCUGGAAACCCUCAACCCUCCACGGUGCAGUUUGAACUAACACCUUGUGAGGCUUAUGGGUCUGGAAAUCCUCAACCCUCUACAGCAGGGAACGGUGCUUCAGAGGUGCAGUUUGAACUAACACCCUGUGAGGCUUAUAUGGGUCUGUAACUGUCCCCAUGUACGAUGAUAGUUACUGAACACAUGUACGAUGAUAGUUACUGAACACAGGAUACUGAACAGAUAGUUGUAUAUUUCUUCUUGAAAAUCUACGGUGUGCCACGCAAGUAAUGUAUAUAGUUUAUAACGUGCUCAGUUUGUAUUCAGUUUACUGGUUAUUGGUUUUCAAAGAGUGA